Messenger RNA from Micropterus salmoides (largemouth bass), 1527 nucleotides. Its product is annotated as general transcription factor II-I-like. NCBI's taxonomy places the organism in Eukaryota, Metazoa, Chordata, Actinopteri, Centrarchiformes, Centrarchidae. The record is from RefSeq and is a predicted model, not a curated record.
GCCUUUUGUUUGUUAUUUAACAAGAGAGAACGCAGAUCCUCGACGAGCAAAGGGAAACGUUGAAAUCCUUUUUUAAGGAGGGAAUGAAACAUGUUGGCUCACCGUUAAUUCCAAGAGCUGCAUCAGCUACUGGUUUGGAAACCUGUGUCAUAGAAAACUGGAUCGGUAACUACAAAAGGUCCAAAGCUGCUUCUGAGCCCAAAACAGACACAAGAGAACUGUCACCAUACAAUCUUUUAUGUAGGGACAUUCUCAAAAACAAAAGCACAAUGAACGAUAUUAAGGGCAAGCGGUCCACGUUAGGGAAAGACGAGAAGCAGAAAUACUUUGAAGAGGCAGAAGCACUGAGGGCAUAUGGGCAGGCACAGGACCUUAGCCCUGAGAUGAGGGAGCUCAAAAUUAAAAUGCAUCUGAAGAAGCAGAAGUUUGAGGUGUCCAGUCUUGAGGCUUUGGCUGUGGAAACGGCCAUUUUGUCAUUUGACCGCCAAAAGUCCAGCUUAGAGGUGUCUGAACUGAGCAGCAAAGAAGCCACUGACUUCCUUGACUCAACGGACACAACAGUCACCAACUUUUCACUGCAUUUCAGAGCCAGCUCCUCAGCCGCAACACCCAGUACCAAAGAUGAAGUCAGUGUGCUGUAAAAAGUGCAGGAUCUAUUCAACCAAAAAUAUAAGGAGGCUGGAGGUGUUGGAAGGCUCCCCUACCGGUCCCUGGUGAAUCAAAGGGUGACCAUAAAUGUUGCUGGGCUGCCCAAUGGUCUUACCCUCAAGAAGCCAUCCUUUUAUGGAGCCAUUUUAAAAGCUGCUGAGCAUAUUUCAUUUGAAAUAAAUGCAGCACAAUGCCACCCCACUGACACAGCAGAGGGAAGUUCAGAACACAUCAACGCAGAAUACACAGCAGAUGACCUCCAGACGAAGUCGGUGGAAGAGAUAUUAGAGGCCAUGUGUGAAAAUGGUGCACAGCAGAUGGAAGAGGAAUCCUCAGAAACAACCAGUAAUGUAGCCGUGCUGAUGACUGCAGAUGAAGAUCGAGGCAGUUUGCGCUGUGUCUGCCACCUCCAUUUGAUGAAGAAGAAGAACGCUACAAAGAAGUGGCGUUCAUGGUCGCAGUGCACAGUGUGCCAACUGUGGUCACACACUGCAUGUGGAUUUAAAAGCAACAUGUGUCUUCACUGCCAGUGUCAAACCUCCAUGCACACACGCUGACCUUUUGCAUCAGUGUUAGGAAACAUGUAAUGUUUACUGCUUUCCAAGGUUUAGUUUAAGUUGUUUGAGUUUUCUUACUGUGUUGACAGGCCCCACCCCCUCCCUACACACACACACACACACACACAUACGUGCACACUUCCAACACUGCACAAAUAUGUUUUUAUUAAAAAUGAAAUUUAUAUGAAUCUCGGCGCUACAUAUAUUUUCAUUCAGCCUGAUUAAGAUUCCUUUUAUUUAUUGUUGGUGUUUGUUGGCCCCGUCGAUGUGGUCCCUGUUUAAACUGUGCCAUGUGGGGAACUAAAUAAAGUUCUACUGAACU